Messenger RNA from Nasonia vitripennis (jewel wasp), 6095 nucleotides. RefSeq names its product fatty acyl-CoA reductase wat. The record is from RefSeq and is a predicted model, not a curated record. The transcript has 6 exons. The coding region runs from base 837 to 2507 and encodes 556 amino acids. Gene Ontology annotation, biological process: long-chain fatty-acyl-CoA metabolic process. Gene Ontology annotation, cellular component: peroxisome. Lineage: Eukaryota; Metazoa; Arthropoda; Insecta; Hymenoptera; Pteromalidae. Gene Ontology annotation, molecular function: alcohol-forming very long-chain fatty acyl-CoA reductase (NADP+) activity.
GCGAGAGGAGGGCCGGGCCGUCGUCUACAACUACGGCAGCAGCACGGUCAGGCCCACCUACCUGGACGUCAUAUUCGCGAACCUCCUGGAGGAGGCCCCGCACCUCGGCUCCAUGAACACCCUCUGGCACCCCUUCGUCAUCUUCGUCGACAGAAAGUGGCUCUUCCUCCUGCUGCACUUCCUGCUGCACUUCAUUCCCGCCUGCCUCGCCGACUUGGCUCUCCUCUGCAUAGGCCAGAAGCCCAGGGCCCUCAAGCUCUUCUGGCUGGCGACCUCGAACAUGAGCAAGAUCUACUACUUCCUCAACGGCGACUGGAAGAUCCACGUGCCGGAGAUGCGGAAGGUGCUGGACCGGCUGAGCCCGCGCGACCGGCAGAUCUUCCCCUACGACAUGCGAGACUUUGACUGGUUCGACUUCACGGUGCGCUACAUGCGCAGCUUCCGCGUCUACGUGCUCAAGGAGCCGACGGACAACGUCCGCGAGGCCGUCAGACGCUACCACCGCAUGCAUCUCCUCCACCGAGUCACCGUCGCCCUCUUCUUCCUCCUGCUCGCCUACUGCGCCACGAGGCUGCUCACUUGUCUCGCCAGCGUUGUUAUCUGAUGACAAUAAAGCUCUUGACCAAGAUCCUCGCGCCUUUAUUUCUUCUGCUUCUUCUUCUGCUUCUUCUUCUUCUUCUCCGUUUCUUUUUGCCGGAAACUAAAUGAGAGCUUUCCGAGAAUACUGCGCUUUAGCCGAAUCUCGCACGCGGAAAUUUGCAUCGCUCGAGUCAGCGGAGGCAGUAGUCGCAUCUCGCGCGAGCGAGGCGCCUCGAGCGAGCGAGCUGCGCGUAUAAAUGCUAGUCGAAUCCCCCGAAAUUUCUCAGUCGCGUUUCCCGCCUCGAGCACCUCGCUGCUCGCCCUCGGCCGCCUCUUUUGCUUGCCUCAGUCCCGGUGCACGCGCAGCCGAGAGCAUGUCGGUGGUGGACGCGAUCUACCAGCGGAUGAGGGACGACACGGAGGCCGUCGCCGAGAAGAAGGGCGAGAGCGAGCUGGCCAAGUUCUACGCCGGCCUGCAGCUCUUCGUGACCGGGGCGAGCGACCUCGUGGGCAAGUGCCUGCUGGAGAAGCUGCUGCGCGACUGCCCGGACCUCGAGAGGAUCUACGUGCUCGUCAGGACGAAGAAGGCCGAGGAGUUCCAGGCCAAGUGCGACGAGCUCUGCGACGACAGCGUGUUCGACCUGCUCCGCAAGAGCCGGCCCGACUUCAGGUCCAAGCUGAGCCUGCUCCGGGGCGACCUGGCGCAGGACGGACUGGGCCUGAGCGAGGAGGACUACCGCAGCCUCAGCGAGAACGCGAACGUCAUCUUCCACAACGGCGCGGCGACGCGCCUCGACGAGCAGGUCAGCCUCGCCCUGCAGACCAACGUCCUGGGCACGCGGCGCAUGCUCGAGCUGGCCCGCGACUGCAAGCAGCUCAAGGCCUUCCUCCUGGUCUCCUCGGGCUUCGCGCACUGCCAGCAGCGCGUCCUCGAGGAGAAGUUCUACCGGUCGCCGGCCGACCUGAAGACGGUCGCGGACAUGCUCGAGGCCGACGCCGCGCCCAGCGGCCUCACCAAGGACGCGCUCGAGAUGCUGCUCGGCGAGUGGCCCAACAUCUUCGCCUACAGCAAGGCCACCGCCGAGGAGCUCGUGCGGCAGCACGCGGCCAGGUCGCCCUUCGCCUGCUGCGUCUUCCGACCCAGCGCCGUCGUGUCGAGCCACAAGGAGCCGCAGCCCGGCUUCGUCGACGGGAAGAACGGCCCGGCUCGCUUCUUCCUCAAGAUCGCCAUGGGCGCGGUCCACGUGAUCUACAGCGUCGACUACCCGAUCGACCUGGUGCCCGCCGACCUGAGCGUCAACGCCAUGCUCGUCUGCGCCUGGGACGCCGUCGACCGCUGGCAAGUCGAGCCGGGGGCCUUCGUCUACAACUUCGGCACGAGCCAGGAGCGGCCGAUCACCAUGCGCCAGAUCAAGGAGAAGAUCAUGGACGACCCGGGCGCCCUCGUCUCCGCCAAGAGCAGGCGCAGGCCCUACGUCCUGUUCGCCACCAACUUCCUGCUCUACUUGGCCAUGCGCCUGCUCCUCGACUACGUGCCGGCCCUCGUGGCCGACCUGCUGGCCGUCCUGCACGGCAACGCGCCCGACUCCUGGGCGCUGCUCCGCGAGUCGAUGGGCGACAUGUGCCGGCUGCACCGCUUCUCCAGCGGCAACUGGCGCAUCCGCAUGCCGGAGAUGCUGAAGGCCUGCGAGCGGCUGAACCCGCGCGACCGGGAGCUCUUCCCCUGCGACGUCCGCCGCCUCGACUGGGACGACUACUUCCUCACCUUCUGGCGCGGCAUCCGCGUCAACGUCCUCAAGGAGAGCUACGAGCUCGGCGAGCCCGGCGGCAAGUGGCCCUGCAAGUGCCCCUGCAAGUGCGUCUGCUACGGGCUGGGCCUCGUCCUGGCGCUUCUCGCCUACUACCUCAUAAGCGGCCUGCUCUUCUAGACCAUCGAGCUACGACUGAUGGAUGCUUCGCUCUUUUCUAACUCUGACUUUUGAUACACGUCUUUCUUGUUGUUGUUGCUGUUGCUGUUGCUGUUGCUGUUGCUGUUGCUGUUGCUGUGGUUUUUAAAGCCAUUUAUAUUGUACGUUUUGCAUAACGCUACUCGAACGCACCGAUGUACGAGAGGUGCGCGUUUCCGGCGGCUCGCCGCAUAAUUUCUACUGUUCCACUGUUGUAAUAAAAAAUACAUCACCCGAAACAAUCGGCCGAUGAUCGGCGAGCAACAUUAAGUAUUCGCCAAAAGCGCAGGGCCGGAGAAAACAGAAAAAAAUCUUUAUUUAACACCUUACGCAAAAGAGUGCGUCAGCAGAAAACUCGAGCGCGCUGUUACGUAUUUCCAUUAGCGGUGUCGCCGGGUUCAUAAUAUAUCCAUAUGCAAGAGCGAUCGAUCGAGGAGGCCGGCGACACAGGCGACGCACUCGAGAGUCAACGGUCAAAAAUUCUCCUGAAAGCUUGACUAAUCGUGAGUCAUUUGGAAAAUCGAUGAUCGCUAAUGACGCGAGGAAGUGGGAUGCUGGGCCUUUGAAGAAGACAGAGAAUAAUCAUCGUUAUAUAGAAUAAUACUCUUUAUUGUUUUUGAUAGUUCUUCUUGUUGUCCAUAUUGUAAGUCGAUUUAUUUGUUCUCUUCUCAAAUCCGUCGUCUCGGCAUUUCGUUCAAUCUCGAAUAUCGUCGUUGAAACGGCGCACAAUAGUUCAUGGUGUGAUUACAACAAAAAACAGCAUUUACGUAAACGCACGGAACAACGUUGGUCCGAUCGCUGGUCCGAGCCUGCAACGCGUUUUAAUCGGGACCGCUUGCGACUAGAAUACAUACAAAAAGUGGAAUUCCUACUUUUAUAUCAUUAUUGUUAUUAUUAAUCAUCCGCUCCUUGCGUCUUUUAAUGUCUGCCCGCGAACGGAGCUCGCUUAGCCAUUGGCUCGUUCAAAAUUGCAAAAGGUGCAAAAGACAGCUCGCAUAGGCUUGUAGAAAAGGCAAGAUGCGCCGCGAAUGUGUACUAUUGAUUUUUCGAAUUCGUUUUCUCGAUGCGGUCCCGUGCCAAAGGCCCGACUCGUGACGCGCGAUCAGCGCUCGCGACACACUCACUCGAUCGGCUUUUGCUCUUCUCUUUCAAAUCACCGAACACCAAUCCUUCUCGUCGCAACGCCAGCGAUCGCCGAUAUUAACGUACUAUUUUGUUCGCUUUUCGAUGAGAGACAUGGCAAAAUUUGAAUUCCUAUUAUUUCACAUUGUAUUAUAUACCUUAUAGUGUCCUGGUAAUUUCUGUCUCCUGUGGCAUAUGUAGACUGUGUGUGGAUGUGACUUUUUAAUGUGUGUACGUGAGUUUCGGCUUCAUUCGCUUCCUCGUCAACACUCUUUUAUUCUCUUUAAUCUGAACUACUAUUUACAAUGUACAGUGGCCUAAGUUCCGUCGGCGGUCGCGAUCGCCUCUCGCUCCUCGAUCUCGAUUCUUUACUUCUUUAAUUUUCACCUGUUUUUUUCGCUUCGAUUUUACCCCAAGAUGAUUCUUCUGAAAUCGAUAGUUUGCUUUUCUCGACAUUGAUAUUGAAAACAGAUCGAUGACUUUUCAGAAAACUCGCCUUUCACAUGAGCGGCUAAGCGAAGCGCAUUGCGUCAUUUGAGCUAUCUGGGCAAUCGAAGUCGUUUUAGAAAGAUAUCGUGGCAACAGAUGCAAUCUUAUCAAAAAAGUAUUGCUUAGCAAUUGUAUUCAACAUUUUAAAAAAAUUAUAAAAAUCUUACAAAUAAUCAUUUUAGAGUCGUAAUUGCAGUCAACAGAGAAGGUUUCUUUUUCCAAUAAAACACACAAACUACUUCGCCCAUCAUUGAAUUGAAGAUCUUUGAAACUGGCCCACGCUUCGGUCGAAUUCUGAUUGCUAACUAAUCGCGCUUACACUGAGAUAAUAGGAACUUAAUCAUUUGUAAUUUGUAACUUAAUCGUGAGUAUUUUGCUUUGUAUUCAACAAAUAUGGACUUUAUGAGUAAAAUUUAUGAGCAAAGUGGACAAUAAAGAUUACGUAUAGAAAAAUCGAGCAGAAGUAAGAAGUGAAUAAGAACAACAAUAAGUUUAUUUAAGAGCAAAGGCCCAUUUAUUUAUUCAUUUUAUUUGUAUUAUGUACGAGUCGCCUGUUGACGGCUGUCGGCGUCCGGGAAUCGAGCGAGCGAUCGUGGCCCCCUUAUAUCACUUACCAAGGUAAAUAUAUAUAAUAAUCUUAUAUAUAUAUAUAUAUAUAUAUAUAUAUAUAUAUAUAUUUCUUCGUUUAUAUAUAUAAUAUAUAAUAAUAUCUUAUAUGCAUAUUUCAUUUUAUACCUAUAAUUUCUCAUCGUUUAGACGUACCUUUGCGUGCUAUUUAUAAUAUUUACAAAGUUUUAUCUUAAUUCAUUUUUAAAUCCUUAUACUUCAUUUGUAUAGUCACCGUGGUUACAACCCAUCCAGCACUCGAUUCUUCGCUUAUAAUCUCUAUCUCUCGUUCGCAUACAGUUCUUGUCUUUCACAUUUUUAUCACUUAUCAAUCGAUCACUCACACAGAUAUGCACACGAAAGAAAGUACAAACAGAAAGUGUAACAAUGCACACGAACGCCUGUUUCCUUAUAUUACACAGAACUUACAUUAGAUGUACAAUAUAAUACGUCUUCCUUUGUGCCGAUUCUCGAUGCGUCUCGCGCAUAUCAUUAUUGACGAUUCGCGCGUCUCUCGCUUCUCUCACUGAGUAUUGCUAGGUGUGUUUACGUGUGUAAGUGUUUUCGUCAAACGCCCUUAUCAGAUUCGCCAUGAUCGAUAGCCCGCACGUAGCGCCGCCGUGUCCUCGCAGCAAAAGUCGGGAGACGGACCCUUUUAGCGUCGUCUCCGAUUCUUCAGUUCUCGCAGACUCCGGCGGAUGCCUCGUGCGGUCUUUGCCUGGAAGAAAACGCGACGGUACAGUCCGUGAGUGUGUUUUCCCUCUCUCUCUCUCUCUCUCUCUUUCUUUCUCUGUGUUGUACAAAAAAUGCGACGUCGCAGCGGCAGCUCAUACGCACUCUGCCCUUUUUUGCAUCGAGUGUUACAGCUUUUUGUGUCAGUCACCUCGUGUACUAGAAUGUUUAACAAUGCUGAUGUGUCCGUGCGGAUAAUAUAUUGCUCGUCGUGCCUCGUCCGCAAGGAUGAGGUCUCGGGGGAGGAAAUGAGUUCCUUCUAAGCCUAAACGUCCAAGUUUCGUUCGCCAUCGCACCGGGAGAUUUUCGAAAACCUGGCUGGAAGUGUAGCGUUUAUCUGUGUGUCUUCGUGAAAACAACGGAAACCAUACGAAUUGUACAUGCAAACAACUUGACCGAUCGUUUCGUUAUUUACAUAAGAAUUGCUCUAUCACUUCGUUUUCGUACUCGCUAUAUCUUAGGCUCGCUCGAGAUCUUCUCUGUGUGUGUGGGUGUGUGUGCAAUGUACAUGUACACUCUAUGUCAGCUGCAUGCUUUUAAGUAUAUUCAGUCGAAUCCCUGCGGAUAUUGAUUCUUUUCUUUCAAUCGGUGUUGCGCGUGUAAAAAAGUAAAAAAAAAAAA